AUGUUAGAAGUAGAUUUUAUACCGAAUUUUAUUUACCAGUCUACAAGUGGAAAUAUUUCUAAUAAUAAAUCUAUGAUUUUACAAUAUAAGAAUUUAUAUUUCAUUUCUUACAAUAAUACACUCAAUAUUUGGAACUUUAAGACAUCUACGCUGGUUAAAUCUUUGCGUCAUAAAAAAUACAAUAUUUCUUAUUUUGAUAUUUCUGAUUCUUUACUGUUUGUUGGAUUUAGUAGUGGACUUAUACAAGUCUAUAAAUUAAAUAAUGAUUUUGAAAAAUAUCUUGAAUACAAAAUACAUACAAAGCGGAUUAUAAAUAUAGUGUUAGAAAACAAUUUGUUAAUUUCCGCAUCGGCAGAUGGUCUAUUAAUGAAAUACGAUUUAGAUUUUGAAAGAGGUACAUGCAUUUUACAAACAAGUCCUUUAGAUGUAUUUGAUUAUAAAUACAAGAUAUUUGGUAUUGCCACUGGAGAUGCAACAUUUACUACAAUUAAAAAUGAUAAAGAACAUGCUAUUAUUCUUGACAAUAGAUUGAAAUACUUGUUUAUUUUAGAUGAUUACAGUUUUUUAUUUAUUUUUAGAAAUAAUGACGUAAAAAUAUAUGAUUCUUCAACUGACACUUAUAAAGAAAUUAAAAAAUUAAAAAAAAUAAAAUCUGCAAAACGCAUUGAUGGUAAAAUAUUUAUUUUAGGUGAAAAGAAAUUAUUUUCUUUUAUCAUUAAACGAAAUAAAAAUGAAUUUUGUUUAGAAGAGCAAAAAGUUGUUGAUAUAAAUUCUAAUUCUAUAGAUUUUUAUGUAUGCAAUCAAACAUCUUGCUUUAUUACUGCAGACAAUUCUUUUUUUAGCGGUAAAUUAAAGUUAGAAUUUCACUGCAAACCAAUAACAGAUUUAAAAAGAGAUAAAAAUGAUAGAAUUUGUACACUUAGUAAAGAUAAAUUUAUAGUCUGGAAUGUUUGUACUAAUACCUUAAUUUGUUAUAACCAAAUUAAAUUAUCUGAAGGAUUAGUUUUCGAUGUUUUUUCAUCGUAUUAUGUUAUCGGAGAAAAUAAUAGAAUUUUAUUUGUUAAUUUUAACGAUUUAAAAAUUUUUAAAAUUUUAGAUAAUGACGUUAGAGGAAAGAAUUGUGUACAAAUAUCAGUAAGUGAAUAUUCUAAAAAUUUUAAUGAACAAAAAAAUGAAAUAUUAGGUAUUGCCAUUAACCAAAAAAUUAAUUUUUACGAUACAAACAUAGACUUCCUGGAUUCACUAGAUCUUCCUGACUAUGUUUCUUCCUUUAAAAUAUACAAUAAUUUUUACUUUGUAGGGCUUCUUAACUCUAAAGUGUAUAUUUAUGAUAAAAAUAAAGAUUUAAUAAAAACACUGUAUGGUCAUUCUUUGCCAGUUACUAAUAUUAAUUUAAGUGAUAAGUUAAUUUAUACUAUUGGUGCGGAUAAGAUGCUUAAAAUAUGGGGCCUUGAUUUUGGAGAUUGUAGGAAAAGUAUAAUAGCAAAUGAUAGCAUUAAUUUACAAAUAUUAAGUGACAAUUUAUUUAUUAUAGGAAGCACUAAUCUUAAAUACUACAUAGGAUAUAAAAUUUAUUACGAAAAAAAAUAUUUUGAUUCCAAUUUACUUUUACUUUGUAAAGACUUUCUUAUAGGAGCUAAUGGAAAUAGUAUAAGUUUAUAUGAAAUAGAUAAAUAUGAGUUAGAAAAAAUUAAUGAAAUAAGUGAGGAAAGUGAAAUACUAACUACAAAUAAUAUAAAUAUUAUUAACACAUCGAAAUAUGAAGAAUUUAUAGAUAUUUUGGAAGAUAAAAAUAAUUACAUUAAAUUUAAUAAAUUUAUAUGUGGGAUUGGACUUGGCGAUUUAGACAGUUAUUUAAUUUUACUAAGUGCUACACAGAUAUAUUCAUUAAUAGAUUUAUUAUUUCAAUGUAAAAAUACAAUUGUAGCAAGUCGAAUAUUUUGUACGCUUAUAUCUAUGCAUAAAGAUAUUAUUAUGGGCUAUAAAAGGUGUGACGAACUGAGGGAAAAUCUGUGUAUUAAAAUGAAAGAUAUAAGAGAUAAAUUAGGGAAAAAUACUUACAAAAUUAUUUUUAAAACAGGAGAAAAAAUUUAA
Molecule: messenger RNA, 2094 nt
Organism: Vairimorpha ceranae
Lineage: Eukaryota; Fungi; Microsporidia; Nosematidae
Product: wd repeat-containing protein 3-like protein
Exons: 1
Coding region: 1-2094 (697 amino acids)
Biological process (GO): maturation of SSU-rRNA
Cellular component (GO): small-subunit processome; Pwp2p-containing subcomplex of 90S preribosome
Molecular function (GO): snoRNA binding; protein binding
Source: RefSeq, a predicted model, not a curated record